Messenger RNA from Paramacrobiotus metropolitanus, 843 nucleotides. RefSeq lists its product as uncharacterized. Gene Ontology annotation, molecular function: carbohydrate binding. NCBI's taxonomy places the organism in Eukaryota, Metazoa, Tardigrada, Eutardigrada, Parachela, Macrobiotidae. The record is from RefSeq and is a predicted model, not a curated record. The transcript has 2 exons. Bases 94 to 462 code for a protein of 122 amino acids.
AGCAUAUGCGUGCUGCGAAAUUCGGCAGUUGCAGUAAACGUACGUGCUCCUUGUAGCCAUUUAGAUACACAAGUAGUCAAAUUUCUGCACACCAUGGCAAUGCAGUCUUGCGUUUUGCUGAUGAUUGGUCUGGGGGCGAUACUGACGGCAACGACCACUUCCGUUAACGGAGACCGAGGGGCCUUAGCGACGGAGAACGGUCUCUUGUCGCUUGGCCCCUGUGCCGACGGCAAGGUCAUCCAGAUCCAGGAAGCGCGCUACGGGAACGGGUGCAACUGCAGUUGCGAUGCUGGCUUCACUAAUUUGGCUGUUAGAUCAAAGUGCCAAGGUGAACAAACGUGCAGUUUCACCGUGACUAGUGCCCUUUUGGGCGAUCCGGGAUGUGGCGGCAAACCGAAAGCUCCUAACACCCUCCUCGUGACGUAUGCAUGUGUCCCGGACUAUGAAAAUUCCUCUUACUAAAUCAAAAUCUACACUUGGGAGCUGAUUUUCAUGUACGUAGUCGUUGACUUAAACUUUGAAACACAACUGAGUUUUUGGCUGUUAAUUUACAACCGCUGGCUAACUUGUCAAAUGCAGCUCACAUUGAAUUCCGGCUGUCGAUGGCAGCUCGAGCUUCGCGAAACCAGUAAAACUAACACUUUAUUUUAUGAUAAAAUAAAGUGUUACGAAAAGUAUUACGACGAGCAUGCAGCACACGCUUGUAAUUAAUUACACCAGAAAAUUAGCGUAUAUUAUAUAGUUUUUAUUAUAAACAUAGGAAUAUGUGUUGGAUAUUUUGAUAACUGCUACAGUCUAGCCCGUGGUUUCACCAUUGUUACUUACCAUAUGUUGUUGAGAGUA